ACAGUUCAACGACUCCAUGAACUGAAGAAGAGCACAGACCCGGAUAUUAUAUUUCUCAUGGAGACAAAAAAUCCCAAUGAGUUCGUCCUGGACAAACUCGAUCAUCUCGGAUAUGAGUUCUAUGAUCUCUUUCCACCAGUAGGACAUGGCGCAGGUGGACUAGCACUCCUCUGGAAACAGGAAAUACAACUCGAAGUUCUUGAGGCCAAUGCCAACCUACUGGACACGACCAUAGAGUACGAAGGCAAGAAAUUUUUUGCCUCCUUUGUUUAUGGAGACACAGACAGAAACCGCCGGAAACAAUUAUGGGAUCACCUAGUACUCACAGCGGAUCUCCGAGACUCACCUUGGUUCAUUACCGGAGAUUUCAAUGAUCUAGUCAGCAAUGAAGAAAAGGAUGGAGGUCCAGAACGUCCAGAAGGAUCGUUCUCUGACAUGAGAACCUUCCUAGCAGAAGGAGAUCUUUUUGAUCUGCAACACACAGGGGAUUGUUUGUCUUGGAAGGGCCAGCGGGGAGUACAUUAUGUUAGAUGCAGAUUGGACCGAGCAGCGGCGAACACUAGCUGGGCUGAGAGAUUUCCGACGGCUAGAUGUUUUUACCUCCCCUAUGAGAGUUCGGACCACAAACCACUCUUGUCAAUCUUUGAGCCGGCAAGGAAAAGACGUCGUGGUCUCUUCAGAUACAACAGGAGGUUAAAAGACAACCCUGAAGCCACAGAACUGAUCAGAGCUACCUGGCACUCAGCAAGAAAUAAAACCGUAGCGGAGAGGAUAGGUUUGGUACGGGGAGCAAUUUCCAGAUGGAAUAAGACCAAACAGACCAAUAGCCGAAUCCUUAUAGAGCAGAAGAGAGAAGAUCUCGAGGAAGCACAGACAAGUUCAGUGAAUGAUGUAAGCCUGAUCAACAAGAUAUCGGAGGACUUGAAAGCAGCAUACAAAGCGGAAGAAGCUUACUGGAGACAAAGGAGCCGACUACUAUGGCUGAAACUAGGAGACCGCAACUCCGGUUUCUUCCAUGCUACAACGAAGAAGAGGAAAAGAGCAAAUGACUUCUCCGUUUUAGAAGAUCCCGAUGGCACACCUGUCUAUACGGAAGAGAAAAUAUCAGAGGUGGUGAUCCAAUACUUCCAAAAUUUAUUCACAAGCUCACCGGGAGACCGCGAGGAAAUAGUGGAGAGAGCUCUAUUGCCUGUAAUCACUCAAGAAGAGAACGACAUCCUCAGUUCAAUCCCUUCGGCUGCGGAAAUAAAAAAGGCAGUUUUCUCUAUUCACGCGGACAAAGCACCAGGCCCGGAUGGUUUCUCCGCCGGAUUCUUCCACUCCAAUUGGGAAUCCAUUGGUAUUGACAUUAUAUUAGAGAUCCAAAGUUUUUUUGAAACCGGGAAACUGCCCCCAAAAAGCAACGAAACUCUCGUCCGUCUCAUUCCGAAGAUCAAAAGCCCUCGGACAGUGGCGGAGUAUAGACAGAUAGCGCUAUGUAAUGUGUAUUACAAAAUCAUCUCAAAGAUUUUGACCAAGCGCAUCCAGCCACUCCUCUCCUCUAUCAUAUCCGAAAACCAAUCCGCAUUUGUGCCGGGGAGAGCAAUCUCGGAUAAUGUCCUAAUCACCCACGAAGUGCUCCAUUUCCUCCAGACCUCUAAAGCAGAGAAACGGUGCUCCAUGGCAGUAAAGACGGACAUGAGCAAGGCCUAUGAUCGGCUCGAGUGGGAAUUCAUUCACCUAGUUCUUGAUAGACUCGGAUUCCACCCCCGUUGUAUAACGUGGAUCAUGGAAUGUGUCACCACUGUUACCUACGCUUUCCUCAUCAACGGCUCGCCUAGAGGAAAAGUGAAACCGAGUAGGGGAAUCCGCCAAGGAGACCCACUCUCACCAUACUUAUUUAUUUUGUGUAGUGAGGUCCUCUCGGGACUGUGUAACAGAGCUCAAGAAUCAGGAUCACUAGCUGGUAUCCAGGUUGCCCAUGGGUGUCCACGGGUUAACCAUUUACUGUUCGCCGACGAUACGAUGUUUUUCAUCAAAGCCAAGAAAGAGGAUGCCACGGCCCUAAAGGGAAUCCUCCAGAGCUACGAAGCCGCCUCGGGCCAAACUAUCAAUCCGGAGAAAUCCUCCAUCACUUUCGCAAAGAAGACCCAGAGCUCUCUCAAGACCUGUAUCCGUGACGCUCUUGGAAUCCAAAAGGAGGGAGGUAUGGGUAAAUAUCUAGGCCUACCCGAGCUCUUCGGGAAGAAGAAAAAAGAUCUGUUCUCGGCUAUUGUGGAUAAGAUAAAGGUAAAGGCAAGCAGCUGGUCAAACAAGCACCUCUCAACAGCUGGAAGACUGGUUAUGCUCAAAAGUGUGCUAUCUCCUAUUCCGUCUCACGCGAUGAGCUGUUUCAAGCUUCCUGUCUCGCUGUGCGAUAGAAUUCAGUCAGCACUGACUAGAUUUUGGUGGGAUGGAAGCAGUGAAACCCGUAAAAUGGCCUGGAUUUCGUGGGACAAGAUGACUCGAUCCAAGGGAGCAGGAGGCCUGGGCCUUCGAGACGUCCAAAGCUACAACGACGCUUUCUUAGCUAAGCUAGGCUGGAGGCUCCUUAAUAAUCCAGCGUGCCUGCUCAGCCGGAUCCUAAAAGGGAAAUAUUUUGAAGACACUUCGUUCAUCCAAGCUCAGAGCCGAUCAGUGCAAUCCCAUGGCUGGAGAAGUAUACUCAUAGGACGGGACCUCAUCAUGAGCAAUGCAGGAUGGGUAGUGGGAGAUGGCAAGACAAUCGACAUCUGGAAUGAUCCUUGGCUCAACUGUAAGGUACAAGAAAGACCAAUGGGACCGACCCCGGAGGCGCAGCAAAACCUGAAAGUUGAGAGCCUUUUCUUGCCUCACAAGACCGAAUGGAACAGGGACGCAAUCAACAGCAUAAUACCAUUUGAAGAAGAGAAAAUUCUCAUGAUCAAGCCAAGUACCACUGGGGCUCCGGACAAACUGGUAUGGCUUGGAACAUCUACAGGCGAAUACAGCACCAAAUCAGGUUACUGGACAGCAUUGAAAGCACGUCGGGACGUUCAUGCCGUAACAGAGCAGACUAUCCAUCAGGAACCUUUCGAAUGGAAUAAAAACAUCUGGAACCUCCACACGGCCCCAAAGAUCAAACUGUUCCUAUGGAAGAUCAUGAACCAAGCAAUCCCUGUCGGAGCCCAGUUGGCAGCUAGGAACAUUGGAACCGCUACACCAUGUAAGCGUUGCGAUAUCGUAGAAUCUAUCAGUCAUCUUCUCUUCCACUGUGAGUAUGCCCAAAAGGUCUGGUCUCUAGCCCCUUAUACUCACUGCUUGGACUCUAGAGGACUGGUAGAUUUUGCAUCUUGUUGGCCUACUCUAACCAAACUGACCUGUCUUCCGCCCACGGGUGUUGGCUCGGGACUGCUAGCGCCGUGGAUCCUAUGGUCCAUCUGGUUAGCAAGAAAUAACCUCCUUUUCAAUAACAAAGCAAUUUCACCAGAGGAAACCAUGACCAAAGCCCUCUCGGCAGCAAGGGAAUGGUUAGCGGCGCAAACAACGGUGGCCCCUGCUCUGCGAGUACCAGCGAAACCACCGCAUUUUCACCCACUGGAUUGCAUUGUUAUACAUUCAGAUGCGGCUUGGCACUCAGAACGGUUUCUUGCAGGGCUUGGAUGGAUCAUCGACACUGGAAUCAACAGCCGCUCGUACAUGGCGCAUUGCUUCUUCGUCAACUCAGCACUGGUGGCAGAAGCGCUAGCACUAAGGGAAGCACUGGCAACAUGCAUCGAUACGGAACUCCGCCGAGUGCAUUUCAAGUCUGAUUCGCUACAACUUAUCAAUGCGAUAAACUCUAGCUCCUCAUACCCUGAGGUGUAUGGUGUGGUUGCUGAUAUCCUCAGUCUCUCUCUUGCUUUUGAGUCUGUUUAUUUCUCUUGGAUUCAACGGGAAAACAACAAGGAGGCAGAUGCCUUGGCUAAGCAAGCCUUGUUGAAUGAACCUUUUGUAAUGACCUCCUUUGACAUUGGAGCCUAAGUAUGAAUGAAUGAAAAAUCUGUGUUACAAAAAAAAAAUAUAUAUAUAUAGCAAACAAGAGAGAGCAAAAACCCUAAAUAAUCAAACUAAGAAACUCUCUUUCUUUCCAAAGUUUUCUUUCAUCGGAAUGACAACGGAGACUGAGAGUUCGCACUUGACACAGUCAUCAUCAUCUUUACCUCCACAACCUCAAAAUCCAGUCGAUCAUCUGAGAUGCAACGAUUCAUCAACACAAGGUCUUCAAAACGAUGGAAUGAAUAAUAAAGGAUUGCAGAUUCUGCCUUCUGAUGACUUUUACAGUUGCAUUGUUUUCAACAUAACUCAACUUAAGAAUAUACUACUUAGCUGCUUCAACCCAUACGAGCCCGACAAUAUAGCAAGAGAAGCCAACGAAGAGCUCAGCAAACCACAAGCUAUUGCAGAGUCUAGCCAUGUUUACCAAUCUAUCCCUUCUGGUGAACACAUUCAAAAAGACGUUGCCUCCGAGCUGGUGUUUGGUACUCAAAGUUUAUCUUCCGCUUUUCCACCUCGACAGACUGAUGGAGGAUUCGAGGCAUUGAGUAAGAACUUCAAGCAGUGCGAGAUAUGGAAUGGUCCUCAAGGAAACAACAAUCAAGAAGAUCAAAUUGUUAAUACUAUUGAAGGAUCUGCUUACACGAUCCCCCGCAAGCCCCUUGACCCUAUCGGAAGACCUUUCAAUCCGUUUGGCCCUAUCGAGCGACCCAUCCCACGUUUGCCCUCUAGUUCUGAACUAGCAUAUUUGGGAUUCGCGUAAAAUACAAGUUUCAAGAACGUAUCACUGAGAAGUUCAUGUGUUUUCUUUCUCUCAUGACCUUAUCUUUUGUUUCUAGGGGUUUCUACAGAAUGUUGUUUCUAUUUUUAUCUAUAGAAAAUUAAAUACUAAAAAUUAUUCAAGAAUAUUUACAAGCUUUUAAGAGUUUCUACUUAAACGUUUUUUUUUCUAUUCACUUUUGGAAAGGUUGCGCACAAAAAAAAAAUCAAGCCCUUCAAUUUAAAUUAUACUUUUAUGGUUUGUAAUAAGUGAUCUACUUGCGCUGUAGAAGGCUGGGCGGGAUUAGUAGGCUGAACAAUCUACUGUUAGAGAUUAAUUUAGAGAACAAAGUUGCAGUUACUAAAAUAAUGUACGUGAGAAUAGGUCUAAAAAUUAAAUAAAUGUAGGAACAACAUCCAUGUAAUGGCUUAACAUUUAUCAUAUUGUUUAAAUUUUUGUUUAUUUUGUAUUUUCAAUUUAGAAAAUAGAUUAUUUACAUUUUAUUUAGAUAAUAGAAUAUUCACAUUUAUCAUCAUUUAUUAUUUUAUAGCCAACGAUUGAUGUAAGAGUAUAUUCAUAUCGUAUAAACCAACAACAAUGUUGUCAUCUUAGGCUAUACUGUUAAGGAGAAAUGUGUGGUUAGACGAGAAUUCCUACAAACAAAUAGAUAUAUGGACACAUAAUCUUUCUUUUUUUUGUCGACGGACAAACAUAUCAUAUAAAAUCCUUUCGAUGAUGCUUAUCCAAGGCCCAACGUCGGGUUGACUGAUUUUUUUUCCUGAACCAACAAGAACAAGGUUUGGUCUAUUUUUACUAUAUAAAUACCAGCUUAGAACGAAAACUUUAGCAACAUUGACAAUAUAGCAAACAAGAGAAGUAGAGGAUAUUGAGCAAAAACCCUAAAUAAUCAAACUAAGAAAGUCUCUUAAUUUCUUUCCAAAGUUUUCUCUCGUCCGAAUGACAACGGAGACUGAGAGUUCGCACUUGACACAGUCGUCGUCAUCAUCAUCAUCAUACCUCCUCCGCAACCUCAAAAUCCAGUCGAUCAUCUGAAAUCCAACGAUUCAUCAACACAAGGUCUUCAAAACGGUAUGGAUUCUAUUCAAAACCUCCAUGGUCCCUAGUUUACCUCGUUUGUGAAUUUUCCUUUUUUUUGUUUUUUUCUUGCUUUACAAGUUUCCUUGAAUUUUCAAGUAGAAUAGAAUUUACAAAUUUCUAUAAACCUAAUCUUUCUCUUUCGGUUGAAUAUUACAGAUGGAAUGAAUGAUAAAGGAUUUCAGAUUUAGCUUUCUGAUGACUUUUACAGUUGCGUUGUUUUCAACAUAACUAAACUUAAGGUAUGUCUGUUUGUUAGUACGUAUCAAUUUCAUCAUAAUUGAUGCUUCCCUCUCUGUUUUUUUUUAUAUACAAUUGUUUUUUGCAGAAAAUACUAUUCAGCUGGUUUAACCUAUACGAACCCGAUAAUAUAGCAAGAGAAGCCAACGAAGAGCUGAACAAACCACAAGCCACGACAGAGUCUAACCAUGUUUACCAAUCUAUCCCUUGUGGUGAACAAAUUCAAAGUUUAUCUUCCACUUUUCCGCCUCAGCAGACUGAUGGAGGAUUCGAGGCAUUGAGUAAGAACUUCAAGCAGUGCGAGAUAUGGUAUGGUCCUCAAGGAAACAACAGUCAAGAAGAUCAAAUUGUUAAUACUAUUGAAGGAUCUGCUUACAUGAUCCCCCGCAAGCCCUUUGAUCCUAUCGGAAGACCUUUCAAUCCGUUUGGCCCUAUCGAGCGACCCAUCCCACGUUUGCCCUCUAGUUCUGAACUAGCAGAUUUGGGAUUUGCUUAAAAUACAAGUUUCAAGAACAUAUCACUGACAAGUUCAUGUGUUUUCUUUCUCACAUGACCUUAGAGCAUAUGCAUUAAGGGUUCAAUGUCCAAGUUCACACAGUUCCCAAAAAAAAAAAAAAAAUAUUCUCAUUUUUAUGAACUCAUCCCUUGCAGGUUCGCUGCGAUGAACUCGGUUCAUCACUGUAGCGCGGGUCUUACGCCACGUGGCGAUCCGCGAUUGGUCCGUUUAUUUAUUUAUUAUUUUUUUUUUAAAACCAAACGAAAAAAAUAAAAAAAAAAUAAAAAAUUAAAGUUAUGAUCCCCUCAAGGUUCAUUGAUGGAGAUGCUCUUAUCUUUUGUUUCUAGGGUUUUCUACAGAAUGUUGUUUCUAUUUUUGCCAUCUAUAGAAAAUACUAAAAAUUAUUCAAGAAUA
This is a messenger RNA of Brassica rapa (field mustard), 7016 nucleotides long. RefSeq lists its product as uncharacterized. The record is from RefSeq and is a predicted model, not a curated record. Lineage: Eukaryota; Viridiplantae; Streptophyta; Magnoliopsida; Brassicales; Brassicaceae. Gene Ontology annotation, molecular function: RNA-DNA hybrid ribonuclease activity; nucleic acid binding.